UCAGGCUGCGGGCUCCCGAAAGCCGGCUGCAACAUGGCGGAUGUGCUGAGCGUUGGGGUGAACCUGGAGGCCUUUUCGCAGGCCAUCAGUGCCAUCCAGGCGCUACGCUCCAGCGUGAGUAGAGUGUUCGACUGCCUUAAGGAUGGCAUGCGCAACAAGGAGACACUGGAGGGCCGCGAGAAGGCCUUCAUCGCUCACUUCCAGGACAACCUGCACUCGGUUAACCGGGACCUCAAUGAACUGGAACGCCUGAGCAACUUGGUAGGCAAGCCGUCCGAGAACCACCCUCUUCACAACAGUGGCCUGUUAAGCCUGGAUCCCGUGCAGGACAAAACUCCACUCUACAGCCAACUUCUGCAAGCAUACAAAUGGUCCAACAAGCUGCAGUACCAUGCAGGUCUAGCAUCUGGCCUUUUGAACCAACAGUCCUUGAAGCGCUCUGCAAAUCAGAUGGGUGUGUCUGCCAAGCGGAGACCGAAGGCUCAGCCCACCACUCUGGUUCUCCCACCUCAAUACGUCGAUGAUGUCAUCAGCCGCAUUGACAGGAUGUUUCCAGAAAUGUCCAUCCACUUAUCAAGACCCAAUGGGACUUCAGCAAUGCUUCUGGUGACCUUGGGAAAAGUGUUGAAAGUGAUUGUCGUCAUGAGGAGCCUGUUCAUCGAUCGCACAAUUGUGAAGGGAUAUAAUGAAAACGUCCACACAGAGGACGGGAAGCUUGACAUAUGGUCCAAAUCCAACUAUCAAGUAUUCCAGAAGGUGACAGACCAUGCCACCACUGCCCUGCUCCACUAUCAGCUACCCCAGAUGCCAGAUGUUGUGGUCAGGUCCUUCAUGACCUGGUUGAGAAGCUACAUAAAGCUGUUCCAGGCCCCGUGCCAGCGCUGUGGGAAAUUUCUGCAAGAUGGCCUUCCCCCGACGUGGAGAGACUUCAGAACCCUGGAAGCUUUCCACGACACCUGCCGGCAGUGACCCCAGCCCAGCCACUGGCUAGCCUUCAGCACCAGCCCUUCCUGGACCAGUCCAGUCCACUUACCACACAGGUGUAUGUCGCUGUUCUCUUGGGCCCACCUGCCGGCAGAACUGUCACCCAGCAGCGGCGUACUGUGGGGGGGAUGGUCUGCCCUUCCCUGUUUGCUGGCAUCUCUGUGAGUUGGCCCCUCAGUCUUUUGUUUGUGAGCUGUUACUGGAAUGAGCGCCUGUAUUCUUGCACUGGUCAUGCUUGGUUGGUUUUUGUAACUUAUUUUUUUAAACAAUAAACCUUUUGUA
Molecule: messenger RNA, 1266 nt
Organism: Psammomys obesus (fat sand rat)
Lineage: Eukaryota; Metazoa; Chordata; Mammalia; Rodentia; Muridae
Gene: Med27
Product: mediator complex subunit 27
Exons: 8
Coding region: 34-969 (311 amino acids)
Biological process (GO): regulation of transcription by RNA polymerase II
Cellular component (GO): mediator complex
Molecular function (GO): transcription coactivator activity
Source: RefSeq, a predicted model, not a curated record